AUGGACGACUUAUUCGACGUAUUCGACGAGGCGCCAGCUGCUGCCCCAGCCAAGAUCGAAGAGAUUAAACAUGUUGAACACAAGAAGCGUCAAUCGGAGAACACCGCUAAGCAAACCGGUCCCAAAAAACAAAAGACCGAAGCCAAGCCAGAAAUCAAACCGGUAGUGUUUGACUCGGUUGAAAUUGAAGCAUCACGAGAAGUCGCCGUCUCAGCCGGCCUUCUCUCCUCUGCCACACCUACUCCUGAAGACAAGUUGAAGUUGCGCCAUCAAGUGCGUCACCAGGUGGCCAUCCCGCCUUCAUACCCUUACACUCCUAUCGCCGAACACAAGCGGGUCAAAGAAGCCAGAACGUACCCGUUCGUGUUGGAUCCAUUCCAGGAUACGUCUAUUUCCUGUAUCGAUAGAAACGAGAGUGUUUUAGUAUCUGCGCAUACUUCCGCUGGUAAGACCGUGGUGGCCGAGUACGCCAUUGCCCAAUCGCUCCGCGAUAAACAACGUGUGAUUUACACUUCUCCCAUCAAAGCGUUGAGUAACCAAAAGUAUCGUGAACUCCAGGCAGAAUUCGGCGAUGUUGGGUUGAUGACAGGUGAUGUCACCAUCAACCCUGACGCCGGGUGUCUUGUGAUGACCACCGAGAUUUUGAGAAGUAUGUUGUACAGAGGAUCGGAAGUCAUGCGGGAAGUAGCCUGGGUCAUUUUCGACGAGGUCCAUUACAUGAGAGACAAAUCGAGAGGGGUGGUUUGGGAAGAAACGAUUAUUUUGCUCCCGGAUAAAGUCCAUUAUGUGUUCCUUUCCGCUACUAUUCCCAACGCUAUGGAGUUUGCUGAGUGGAUAGUCAAGAUCCACAACCAGCCCUGCCAUGUGGUGUACACUGACUUCAGACCUACCCCCUUACAGCACUACUUGUUCCCAGCUGGCGGAGAUGGUAUCCAUUUGGUCGUCGACGAAAAGGGGACUUUCCGUGAAGAGAAUUUCCAAAAGGCCAUGGCCACAAUCAGUGACAACACUGGUGAUGAUCCUUCGUCGGCUGAUAAAGGAAAGGGAAAGAAAGGACAGACGUUUAAAGGUGGUAAAGGUGAUGCCAGUUCUGAUAUUUACAAAAUCGUCAAGAUGAUCUAUAUGAAACGAUACAACCCCGUGAUUGUCUUUUCUUUCUCCAAACGUGAUUGUGAGAAACUCGCCUUGAAAAUGUCCAAGCUCGAUUUCAACACCGACGAAGAAAGAGAAGCAUUGACCAAGAUCUUCCAAAAUGCAAUUAAUCUCCUCCCAGAAGCCGACAAGGACUUGCCUCAAAUCAAAAACAUCUUGCCGCUCUUGAAACGUGGGAUUGGGAUCCAUCAUUCUGGUCUUUUACCUAUCCUUAAAGAAAUCAUUGAAAUCUUGUUCCAGGAAGGUUUCUUGAAGGUGUUGUUUGCCACAGAAACCUUCUCCAUUGGAUUGAACAUGCCGGCUAAAACCGUGGUUUUCACCAGUGUGAGAAAAUGGGACGGUGUUGGAUUCAGAUGGGUGUCCGGAGGUGAAUACAUCCAAAUGUCAGGACGUGCUGGUCGUCGUGGGUUAGAUGACCGAGGAAUCGUUAUUAUGAUGAUCGACGAAAAGAUGGAACCGCAGGUGGCCAAGGGAAUGGUCAAGGGCCAAGCUGACAGACUUGACUCGGCGUUCCAUUUGGGAUACAAUAUGAUUCUUAACUUGAUGAGAGUGGAGGGUAUUUCUCCUGAAUUUAUGUUGGAAAGUUCGUUCUUUCAAUUCCAAAAUGCUGCUAGUGUGCCUGUCAUGCAAAAACUGAUGGAUGAACUUUCGGUCGAACUUGAACAGAUCCAAGUCGACGAUGAACCUACUGUCAAGGACUACUACGAGUUCAAGGCGCAAUUGACAAAGUACCAGGCCGAUAUGAGAAAAGUUAUUACUCACCCUGGCCACAUCUUGCCAUUCCUUCAAGAAGGCCGUGUUGUCAAGGUUAAAGUCGGCGAGCAUGAUUAUGACUGGGGGAUGGUUGUGUCAUUUGCCAAACGGAAUGCCAAGAACCAAGAUUUCACCCCACAUGAAGCCUACAUCGUCACUGUGUUUGUAUGUACCAUGUUUGUUGACUCGCCCGUGAACUUGAUCAAGUCGUUCAACCCCGUGUUGCCUGAAGGUAUUAGACCUGCUGUUCGUGGAAGUGAGAAAUCCAGGGCUGAAUACAUUCCAAUAACGUUGGACAGUAUUGAAAAGAUCAGUUCGGUGAGAUUGCGGGUUCCUUCUGAUUUGAAGUCUGCUGAGGCCAAGAGAAGUCUUGUGAAAACCCUCAAGGACUUGCCCAAGAGAUUACCGGAUGGAAUUCCAUUAAUGGAUCCAGUGGAAAGUAUGAAGAUUAACGAUAACGAGUUCAAGCUACUCCUCCGCAAGAUUGAUGUGUUGGAAGCCAAGCUCGUCAGCAAUCCAUUGCACAACACUGCCAGAUUAGCGCCACUCUACGAGAAGUACGCUUCGAAAGUGGAGAUUGAAAACAAGAUCAAGUCACUCAAGGAGAAGAUUCUCGAAGCCGAAGCCGUGAUCCAGCUCGACGAUCUCCGCAACAGAAAGCGAGUGCUUCGUCGUCUCGGGUUCACCAAGACCGACAACGAUAUCAUUGAACUCAAGGGCCGUGUUGCGUGCGAAAUCAGUACCGGGGACGAAUUGCUCUUGACGGAACUCAUCUUCAAUGGUAACUUCAACGAGCUCACCCCGGAACAGUGUGCUGCUCUUUUAUCGUGUUUUGUGUUCCAAGAACGGGCCAAGGAAGUGCCUCGACUCAAACCCGAGCUUGCGGAGCCAUUGAAGUCGAUGCAAGAAAUGGCCACGAAAGUGGCCAAAGUCAGUCGUGAAUGUAAGAUUGACAUUAUUGAAAAGGACUAUGUUGAGAGUUUCCGAGCAGAAUUGAUGGAAGUGACAUUUGCAUGGUGCAAGGGUGCUACGUUCUCGCAGAUUUGUAAAAUGACGGAUGUGUUUGAAGGGUCGUUGAUUAGAAUGUUUAGAAGGUUGGAAGAGUUGAUUAGACAGUUGGUUAUUGCUGCCAAGGCCAUUGGAAAUUCCGAGUUGGAAACCAAGAUGGAAGCCGCUUUGGAAUUGGUUCAUCGUGAUAUUGUUAGUGCGGGAUCCUUGUACUUGUAG
Spathaspora passalidarum NRRL Y-27907 is the source of this 3132-nucleotide messenger RNA. Its product is annotated as ATP-dependent RNA helicase. Gene Ontology annotation, molecular function: RNA helicase activity; ATP binding; RNA binding. Lineage: Eukaryota; Fungi; Ascomycota; Pichiomycetes; Serinales; Debaryomycetaceae. The transcript has a single exon. Gene Ontology annotation, biological process: RNA catabolic process; maturation of 5.8S rRNA. Gene Ontology annotation, cellular component: nucleus. Bases 1 to 3132 code for a protein of 1043 amino acids. The record is from RefSeq and is a predicted model, not a curated record.